AUGGCUGCUGUGAUAACACCCUUCCAAAGGCUUAAGUGGGGUAUAUUCCCAGUGAGGAGGAUCGUUGAUGAGGAUGAAAAUGGAAACUUUAUAGAGUUUGAUGAUCAAGAAACUGCAGCUGCUACCGAAGAAGGAGGAAGUAUUGAGAAAACUGAUUCCAAAUUAGAAGCUACGCAUUCAAUCAAAGAGCAAGAACCAGAAAUUGAGUAUCGUGAUGAGAAGGGCCGUCCUUGGUGGAAGUUUUUUGACGAGUAUGAGUACCGGAUAACAACACAACAGAAAAAGAGUAGAAAAUGGUAUAGGUGGUUCCAUGAUGAUGAUACCGCUGAAGAAAAGAAGCUUAUCACCAAAAUUGAUAUCUUGUUGACAUUCUAUUCCCUCAUGGCAUAUUGGGUUAAAUAUUUGGACCAAACAAAUUUGACCAAUGCUUAUAUUGGUGGUAUAAAAGAAGCCAUUAAUAUGGAAGGUAACGAUUUCAUCAACACACAAGUUUUAUUCUCAGUUGGUAAUAUUAUAUUUCAAAUUCCCUUCAUGUACAUAUUGUAUGCACUUCCACUCAACUACGUGUUACCAGCUUUGGAUUUCAGUUGGUCAGUGUUGACUGUUUGCACAUCCCAAGUCACCAAUGUCCCCGGUCUUAAAGCAAUUCGUUUUUUUAUUGGUGCAUUUGAAGCUCCAUCUUAUAUUGCUUACCAUGCAUUAUUUGCCUCGUGGUUUAAAGGAAGUACAGGUGAGGUGACACGUAGGGCAGGUUUCUACUACAUUGGACAAUAUCUUGGUGUACUUACUUCAGGUUUGCUUUCAGGGGCAAUUGUGAGAAACUUAGGUGGUGUUAAUGGAUAUGAAGCUUGGCAAUGGAUCUUUAUCAUUGAUGGUAUUAUCAGUUUCGCCGUGGGUGUUAUAGGAAUCUAUAUGAUCCCGGGUACACCUGAAGAUUGUUACAGUAUCUUUUUAUCAGACGAUGAGAUUAGAAUCGCCAGGAGAAGAAUGAGAAAAGAUCAAAAGGAUGCCAAACCAAGAGAAAAUGCAUUUUAUCAUUUCUUUAGUUGGGAGACUUGGAGAAAGGUUCUUACAUCGUGGCAUUUUUACGUCUUAGGCUUGUGGAAUAUCUUUUGCUGGAACAACUCUAGUGGUACUUCAGGUGCAUAUCCUUUAUGGCUUCAAUCAUUGAAGAAAGAUGAUGGCAAAACCCUUAGAUUUGAGGGUGGUAGGUUGCAAGAUUACACUGCGUUGACUCCAGCAUUGGGGAUUUUAUGGUUGAUCAUCACAAGUACCAUGGCAGAUUUAUUCAGUAGUCGAUACGGUGCGAUUAUAUUUUCACAGGUGUUCAAUGUCCUAGGUAACUUGUUGCUUGCAAUUUGGGAUAUUCCGGAAAGGGCAAAAUGGUUCGCAUUUUGUAUGCAAUAUUGGGGUUGGAGUUCAGCCCCUGCACUUUAUUCAUUUUUGGGAGAUAUAUGUCGAAGAGAUCUUCGAGAGCGACAAAUCAUCUUGGUUGCUUGUAAUAUUUUAGCUCAACAAAGUACGGCUUGGACUGCGACAUUAGUAUGGAAAACAGUGGAAGCACCUAGGUUUUUGAAAGGUUUUAGUUUCACUGCUUCGUCGGGUUUCGCAAUGGCCGUUUGGUCGUUUGUUGUAUUGUAUUUCUACAAGAGACAAGAGAGGGCUGGUGCACUUGAUAACAACAUUGUGCUCUAUGAUUCAAGUAAAGACGAGGAGAAGCCGGAUAUAAAGCAAGUUGAAUAG
This is a messenger RNA of Lodderomyces orthopsilosis Co 90-125, 1743 nucleotides long. RefSeq names its product putative permease (gene SEO1). Gene Ontology annotation, cellular component: membrane. Gene Ontology annotation, biological process: transmembrane transport. NCBI's taxonomy places the organism in Eukaryota, Fungi, Ascomycota, Pichiomycetes, Serinales, Debaryomycetaceae. Bases 1 to 1743 code for a protein of 580 amino acids. The transcript has a single exon. Gene Ontology annotation, molecular function: transmembrane transporter activity. The record is from RefSeq and is a predicted model, not a curated record.